AAAUAGAGAUGAUAAUCAGCAAGAACACGAUUAAGUUGGGAGCAAUCCGUCAAUUUGUAAAGGCCUUGACGAAAACUCCCGCCGCUCAAGUGAGACUGUUCUCAAGCGCAGUUCGAUCUUCUUCUGCUCAGAUUGAAGUGGAUCCAAGCGUAACACGUGGAAGCUUCAGACGAAUCACCAUGACACCCGACGUCAGGAGCCCCAUGAUGCCAGAACUUCAACCAGAAGUUAUCCAACCUGUUUGGGACAACUCUCUCACAACUCCUGCUCUCACAACUCCUACUCAUCACCAUGACAACUCCUGCUCUCACGUCGUUUACAAGGGUCCAGGACAUCCUCUCUGUUUUGAGACUGGUCUUCCCAUGCCGGAGAUACUGCAUCCCACUGAUGUCAUCAUUAAGGUACUGAAAACAACAAUUUGCGGAACAGAUCUCCAUAUUCUGAAGGGGAACGUGUCAUCUUGUGAACCAGGAACGAGACUUGGACACGAGGGUAUAGGAGAGAUCGUACAAGUUGGUUCAAAAGUUCAAAAGCGAAGAGUUGGCGAAAGAGUCCUGGUGAACACGACUACCCAAUGUGGCGUAUGUGACAACUGUAGAAUUCAGUUCCAUGGUCACUGUGUGGAUGGGGGCUGGCAGCUGGGUAAUACUAUUGACGGGAUGCAAGGAACUCAUGCUCGGGUACCUCAUGCAGAUUUCAGUACACAGAUCAUCCCGGAGGCUGUGUGGGAUACUGACAUAGAAGAUGCUAUAGUCAUGUGCUCGGAUAUCCUCCCAACGGGAUUAGAAGUAGGUCUGCUGGACGGAGCUAUCAAGCCUGGAAUGAGUAUAGCUAUAGUGGGAGUAGGUCCGGUUGGUCUGGCGUCUCUUAUCACCGCAGGGUCCUAUCAACCUGGGGAGCUCUUCGUUAUUGAUACCAACAAUCAUAGACUGGACACAUGUGUGGAGCUGAAGAACACAACAGAUGGACUAACCACUGUUCCCCUACACACGAUAGACAACAGUGCAGGAACAGCGGUGGAAGAAGUGAUGACUCUGACACACGGACACGGGGUCGACCUGGUGGUGGAAGCAAUAGGAGUACCUGUCGGCUGGUACAUCUGCCAGGACAUCGUUAAAGCAGGCGGUCAUAUCGCGAUGCUGGGAGUUCACGGCAAGUCAGCCACCAUCAACCUAGAGAGAAUGUGGCACCGUAACUUCAGGUUCAGCGCUGGACUCGUCCACGGGUAUACAAUACCCUCCCUCGUUCAUAAGGUGCUGAACGAAGAGAUACCAGCACACAAAUUGAUCAGUCACAAGGUUCCCAUGUCCCAGAUUUCCCAAGCUUACGAUCUCUUCUCAAAUGCUGCUCGUCACAAAACACUGAAAGUCCUGCUGGAGAACGACUUGAACUGACUCAAUGUGAAGAAGGAGUAACCAAGUUUCAAACUAAAUUCCGACUUUUGAUUUCACAGACUAUGAUGUUAUUAGAAUCGAUAUCGAAGCAGAGACUAUGAUGUUAGUAGAAGAGAGAUUAAAGACUAUCAGAACUUUAAGCUUGUUGCUUAUUGCUUAUCGUUCGAAGGUUGCAGACUAUUUUAAGCUAUCGAACGAUUAAGUUUAAAUGUUGCUAGAAUUUUAAGCCUACAAGCUAAGAAUAUUUCCUCAAGUUUACUUCUAGUUAACUAAUUCGUGGUUUAAGC
Bolinopsis microptera is the source of this 1681-nucleotide messenger RNA. RefSeq lists its product as uncharacterized. Lineage: Eukaryota; Metazoa; Ctenophora; Tentaculata; Lobata; Bolinopsidae. The coding region runs from base 9 to 1394 and encodes 461 amino acids. The record is from RefSeq and is a predicted model, not a curated record. Gene Ontology annotation, molecular function: oxidoreductase activity; zinc ion binding. The transcript has 9 exons.